Sphenostylis stenocarpa is the source of this 924-nucleotide messenger RNA. The record is from the annotation of a GenBank genome assembly. NCBI's taxonomy places the organism in Eukaryota, Viridiplantae, Streptophyta, Magnoliopsida, Fabales, Fabaceae.
AUGGAUUUGCUCUCAAUCUCUCCCUCUCACCCUUCGCCUUCCCUUCGAACCCUUUCCCCCCCAAACCCUAAGCCCCCCAUUUCCUCUUUCGCCCCCAAACCCUCUCCCUCCCUUUCGCCCUUCUCCAAACCCAUUAGAACCCCACCUCGGUGCUUCUUCACGGCCUCGCCAAUUCCCUCCAAAAACCCAAACCUUGGGUCCGAAUCUCAGAACCGCAGUCUCACAUUCCAGCUCUCCGCGCCCCAGACGCCGGCGACGGCGGCGAGAGGUGCGGAGGGCGACGUGAUGGGGCUCUUGCUUAGGGAGAGGAUCGUUUUCCUCGGGAGCAGCAUCGAUGAUUUUGUGGCUGAUGCUGUUAUGAGUCAGUUGCUGCUGUUGGACGCCCAAGACCCCACUAAAGAUAUAAGGCUCUUCAUUAAUUCCACCGGUGGCUCUCUCAGUGCUACAAUGGCUAUCUAUGACGCCGUACAGCUUGUGAGGGCCGAUGUUUCCACAGUUGCACUCGGAAUUUCAGCAUCAACAGCUUCUGUUAUUCUCGGUGGUGGCACCAAAGGCAAGCGCUUUGCUAUGCCAAAUGCACGAAUUAUGAUUCAUCAACCUCUUGGAGGUGCUAGUGGACAAGCAAUAGAUGUAGAAAUUCAGGCGAAAGAAGUUAUGCACAACAAGAACAAUAUCACAAGAAUUAUAUCAAAUUUCACUGGACGCUCAUUUGAGCAAGUACAGAAAGAUAUUGAUAGGGAUAAAUAUAUGUCUCCGAUUGAAGCUGUUGAAUAUGGAAUUAUUGACGGUGUAAUCGAUAGAGAUAGAAUUAUUCCUCUCAUGCCAGUGCCAGAAAGGGUGAAAUCAACACUAAACUAUGAAGAGAUAAGUAAAGAUCCAAGGAAAUUCCUGAACCCUGAUAUUCCUGAUGAUGAGAUAUAUUAG